AUGGAUACCACUAGCGCGAAAAAGAAGCUCAAGAUCUCGGACAAUGUCACUGUCAAAAAGUCAAAGGAUGAGAAGGAUUUGGAAAGCUAUCUUUUUGGUGACAUGGACGACCAAGUCUGGGAUCGUGCAGGUCAUGAAUUGAGCGAUCAAGAAGAGGACGAGGACGAUCAAGCUCAAAGCAGUGCCAAUGAAGACGACAAUGCAGAAGAGGCAUUCUUUUUUGACUCUGGUCCUGGUUUUGUGAUGGAUAGUGAGCCAACACCCUCUGGUGCUGUCGACAGCGAAGACCAUGAGAUGACUGAGCGCGCCAAUGACGAUGAAAGCGAUGAGGAUGAGGAUGAGGAAAGCGAGCCUGAAGAAAGCAAUUAUGGAUAUCUACGCAAACCAGCAUGGGAAGAUGACGAUGAUCGCCGUUUACUUGUCUCUUUGCAAUCCAACACUCGACUUCGAAAGUUGCGCAAGGAUGUCGAUGAAGAUGUUGUGGAUGGUAUCGAAUAUGAAAGAAGACUCCGAGCAUUCCAUAACAAGAUGUAUGCCCGUCCUGCAUGGGCCAAGUUGCCUUCAGAGAAAAGAGAGGGCGAAAAUGAUGAGGAGGACGCUUUUGAUGGUGAAGAUAAUCUCGCUGAUGAAGAUCGUGUCGACUUGUUGAAGAGUACCUAUGGUAUCCUUGAAUUACGAAGCCGUCGCAACUUGUUGGAUCCUGAACAGCUUGCUGUAAAACGACAAAAGAAUGCCAACAUUCAAGCACAAUCCAAGAAACGUAUCAAUACCCUGGCUUUCCAUCCCAAUGCCCAAGUAAUGAUGGCUGGUGGUGAAGACAAGACUUUGCGACUCUUCCAGAUCGAUGGCCGUGUCAACCCCAAGAUUCAAUCCGUAUUUUUCAGAGAUCUCAAGGUCACAUGCGCAGCUUUCAAUCCAAGUGGUGAUCAAGUGAUUAUCUCGGGCCGUCAACCCUUCUAUUACAUUUACGACGUACAGGCUGGAUCUGUGGAUCGUUGUCCAUACAUUUGGGGUCGCAAUGAGCAAUCAUUGGAAAGCUUCACAAUCAGUCCUUGUGGCAAAUAUACUGCUUUCCGUGGUAAAGGAGGUCAUAUUGUUCUCGUCAGCACUCUUACCAAGCAAUGGGUUGGUGAUUUCAAGAUGGAUAGGAGUGUGGAAGGCAUGGCCUGGUCAUCCGAUGGCAAAUAUUUGCACAGCAUCGCCAACAAUGGUCAAGUGUAUCAAUGGGAUGUGGGUCAACGUGAAUGUGUCAAUCGAUGGACCGAUGAUGGUGCAGUACGAUCAACAGCUUUGGGUGUAAGUCGCGAUGAUCGAUUCUAUGCCACAGGUUCCAGUUCUGGUAUAGUCAACUUGUACGAUGAUCGUGUACUCCAGCCUGACAACAAUCGACCCACACCUUUCAAAUCUCUUGGCAACUUGACAACACCUAUCGACAACAUCAAGUUUAACUAUGAUUCACAAUUGAUGGCUAUUAGCAGCCAUGAUACUCGAGAUGCGCUACGUAUGGUUCACUUGCCAUCCGGCACGGUGUAUCAGAAUUGGCCCACAGAGAGAACGCCUUUUGGUCGCAUUACAACCAUGGAUUUCUCAGCCAACAGUGAUUAUCUUGCUGUUGGUAACGAUCUUGGCCGUAUUGUUCUUUACUCAUUAAACCAUUACGCCCUUUAG
Molecule: messenger RNA, 1668 nt
Organism: Lichtheimia ornata
Lineage: Eukaryota; Fungi; Mucoromycota; Mucoromycetes; Mucorales; Lichtheimiaceae
Exons: 5
Coding region: 1-1668 (555 amino acids)
Biological process (GO): rRNA processing
Cellular component (GO): Pwp2p-containing subcomplex of 90S preribosome; small-subunit processome
Molecular function (GO): protein binding
Source: RefSeq, a predicted model, not a curated record